CUUAAAUUCACAUCAAUGGGUCAAUCUAUGAUAUGACAAAGAGCGUCUUGGAGGAAUUGUUAUUGGUAUUGGCAGGGCAUAGGUCUUCUCUUUUCAUUGUCACAGAAGUUGCCGGUUCAUCAUGCGGUGAACAAGUCCCAUGGAUUUGGACGCUCCGAUCGCGUUCAAGCAUACAUUACAAUCAUCCUGGUGAACGUGCAGUGUUGGAUUCAUUGGCAAAUAUAGCAGCAAAGUAUCACAGAAUACUCCUCUUCGCCAAAUCUGUACAGAAACAAGCGCAUCAACAGACCUUGCAAUCUAUUCGACAGAGAUGCAAAUCGAAUCAAUGGCAAAAUAAGUUACUCGUUCAGCUAACUUCAAAGAUUCGUGAGCUCUUAAAAGAUUAUGAGAAGUGGAUAUGUGAUUUGGAAUCUGAUAUCUUGCACGGAAGCUGGGAUAUAGCCGCAAGCGAAAAUGCCGAUCAGAUCAGUCUAUCGAGUAUCCGAGCAAGGCUGGAAGAAUGGGAAAUGCUCCUUUGUGCAUUAAAUCAACUCGUAUCAGAUCUAUUGAAAGGCCCAGAAGGUGCAAUUCCAACGUCUUUAAAGCCAGAAAGUAUCACAAAUGACUCUUUCGAGCCAAUCUCGCCACCAUCAUGUCCAUAUUGGGGCUCAGGUCAGCUUCUUGACCUCUUGGCAAAGAAAGCGGAAACGACUGUUGGACAAGUACAUGAAUUUAUGAUUACGCUCUUACAUACGAUCGAGGAUAAAUGGGUGCAAAUAUUUAUUGCAUGGAUGUGUUAUGGUCAAAAGCGUAUUGAUAUUGAUACCGAUAUGGUGAGCCUUGAGGAACCAAUCGUAGAGAAGAUUGAUCAGCUCAAUUCAGCAAAGGCAAGCAUCUUGUCUGCUUCUACGCCUUUCGAAUCUCGCCUACCAAAAUUCAUCACCACAGAAAAUGAUCAACAAAAGAAAGUAGAUCAGAACAUUGGAUGGGCAAUGAUACCAGGAGCAGUGCCAAAGUGGAUCUCGGACGACUUGGCAUUAUCGAACACGAUCUUGUAUGUUGGCCGAGCUCUCGGAAGAGUUAGAGAUCAUUCGAGGCGAUCGACAUCAUCGACGGGCUGGAGUUCGGGCAAGAUGGGUGGAGUACCUGCGACCUUAACUUCGUCUCAUGUUCGCUUAUUGCAAACACCAGAAGCACGGCCUUGUAGCAAACCAGCAGGCUUUCGUAAAGCGGUUGAAUUGGUUUCUGCCGAACUGUCGGAAUGGAUGUGGCGCACGAUUCUCAAACCUGAGACAAUUUUCAGCACUUUUGAAGCAUUGGGUGGAUACUUUUUGCACAGGAAGGGGCUUUUUAUCACUUCUUUCUUGGCUAGACUGACGGAGUUGCGGAAAGCAAAGCUGAUAUUUGCUCGUUCUGCUUCAACGGGAUUGAUAAGGGCCUCCGAUAUCGAAUUGGCGCUGCAAAAAGCAAGCAUUGGGACAGAAGCGGAAGAAGAUGUAGACCAGCUUGCAUUGUGUGAAGUUAUUGUACCCGAAAGGGUGUCCGGCCUUGAGAAGGAUGAUCUCAGCUGGAAGACAAUGACAGACGAAUACUGGGUAAAUCCUCUAAUCCGUUUCGACAACAUCAGCAUCGGUAUACCAUUUACGCUACUCUAUCACACUCGUUUCCCUUUGGAUAUGAUCUUGAGCCCAACUGAAACACGAGCAUACUCUGAUCUGUUCUCUUAUCUAUUGGCACUUCAAUCAAUCAAAGGACGGCUAAGAGAUUGUUGGAUCAGUCUGAGUAAAUCGCAAAGGGCUAGGCGUCGAUUCACAGGUACGGGAGAAGGAGGUGCUGACAGGCUGGAGUUGAGAAAGAGGUCUGACCUUUUACGAAUGGCAUGCGGAACGGCAAGAGAAGGGAUGUGGUUCUUGGAGACAUUGGACGGUCAUUUCCAUACGGAUAUCAUUGAUGUGCAAUUCAACAAGUUCCUCGCACAAUUUCGUGUACCGGAAAAAGAAGACAUGAAAGAAAAUGACCCAGCGCCUAAUGUCAGUGUCGAUAAAUGGCGACACAAGAUUUCGCAGAGCGUUCAUCGAGUAUCUUCUAUGGGUACCCUUCGUGAAGAAGAUGAGUCGGACUCCCGCAAUACAACACCUGAGCCAUCAAUUCCACGACCUGCCCGAACGUCAUAUGCUCGCAGUGUUUUCGGAGGCAGUCAAUUCUCUCAAAAAGCCAAUACUGUCAAUGCCAUGGCACCCAAUGGAGCCAUCAAAGUUGAACAGCAACCUGAGAUGGAUUUUGCUUCUGCACGUUCCAGUCAUCAAGCUUUUUUGACGUACGUAUUGCAAGGACUUUUAUUGACUGAUCAAGAGGCAAGCGUGUGUAUUUGGAAGAUCUUACAUACUUGUCGUCAUUUUGCUGCAUUGAUUGAUCGAUGGGGAGGUGAUGUUUUACCAGAUCUGUUGAGUGAAGGUAGUAUACUGGGAGAAGAGAAGAAGGAUGCAUUACGUGAACGUAUCGAUGCGAUCAAAGAAGUUACUUCAAUCUUGCAAAAUCAUAUCGAUCGAUUCUUUCUUAUAAUUUCAGAGGCAUCUGCAAAGUCUUCUUACAAAUUGCCGCAAUCGAAUUAUAAAUCAGAGGUUGACAAUAAUGGAGAUGCGAAGAAUGAAAAGAAGACUUCAACCGCCAAUGAUUCUCAAAGUGCUGCUUUGCGACAUCAUGAGCAAUUGUUACUACGAUUGGAUUAUAACAACUUUAUCUCUUAUAGAUCUUACUAUUCUGACCCAAAGAGGGAGGAAAGUAUGAUGAAAACAAGUGAUGAAUGAGAAUGUAUUUUAUAGACAUGUAUCAAUAUAUCUAUUGCAAAGUCA
Molecule: messenger RNA, 2831 nt
Organism: Meira miltonrushii
Lineage: Eukaryota; Fungi; Basidiomycota; Exobasidiomycetes; Exobasidiales; Brachybasidiaceae
Exons: 1
Coding region: 33-2786 (917 amino acids)
Biological process (GO): mitotic cell cycle; meiotic cell cycle; spindle assembly
Cellular component (GO): equatorial microtubule organizing center; centrosome; spindle pole
Molecular function (GO): microtubule minus-end binding; gamma-tubulin binding
Source: RefSeq, a predicted model, not a curated record